Molecule: messenger RNA, 1105 nt
Organism: Anopheles nili
Lineage: Eukaryota; Metazoa; Arthropoda; Insecta; Diptera; Culicidae
Exons: 4
Coding region: 146-916 (256 amino acids)
Source: RefSeq, a predicted model, not a curated record
AUUCGUUCGGUGGGCGCGUGACGGGCAAGUUCUGGUGUUUUCCUUUUUGUGUGCGUAAAGCGCCGCUCGCUCGUUCUCAACACCUCGUUCGGUCAACGUGCACAAGUUUCGGUAGGCGGCUUUUGGGUCCCUUUUUUCGUCCCUGAUGGAUAGCUUGCGGUUGGUUCCGGUGGCUUUAGCGGCCGUUUUCGUCCUGCUAGCGAUCAACUACAGUGAUGCCCUGUUUCCGUCGGUUUUGCGCGCAUGCCCACGAAACUCGACCGAUCUGGACCAGUGCAUCAUCGAUGUUGUAAACGAGCUGCGGCCACGUCUCGCGACCGGUGAUUUUGGUGAAAACUUUACCAUCACCUCGCUGGAACCCAUCAAAAUCGAUCGGUUGACGAUCGAGCGGGGUGAAAACUUUAAGGCGAACUUUACAAACUUCCGGAUCAGCGGUGCGACGCACGAGAAGACGGGUUUCAUCGUGAAAAAGCUGAAGACCGAUCUGAAGACGCGUCAGAUCAACGCCACACUGCUGCUGCCGAAGCUGCAGGUCAACUCGAAGUAUUCGCUGAAGAUGAGCAUCCUGGUGUUGCAGAUCAACGGUGAUGGAAACCUGCAGGUGAACUUAACCGACACGAAAGUGAGCCUGAAGUUGACGUUCUUCACGGAGAUGAUUGACGGAGAGGAGUACUUCCGGUUCAACCCGAUCGUGCUGCGGGUUAAGUUCGGCAAGGCGCGGUUCUACCUGAAGAAUCUGUUCAACGGUGACCCCACGCUCGAGAUGAUUGGCAACCAGGCGAUCAACGAGAACCCGGACGUGCUGCUGGACGAGGUGAAGGGCGGUAUCGAGGAAAAUCUGGCCAAGCUGUUCACGAAAAUCGCCACCGAGGUGGUGAAGGACGCGCUGUUCGAGGAGGUGUUCCCUUGGAGUUGAGAAGCGUUCUCAGGUCGCGUGAUAAUGCAACGAAAUGAUAGGAAAAACCACGAUUCAAAACAAACGGUUGAUAUUUGAGAGGGUUUAUGUUUAAAAUGCGUUUGGUUGAUGUUCCUUGAGAUCUGUUGCGGUUGUUGUAUCGAUUCGAGUGCAAGAAAGCAAAGCAAUAAAUAUGAACAUCAUUUUUCU